GCGUCUGCUCGCUGACUUGACGUCAGGAGGAAAAUUGCUACCACUCACAACCUGUUUGUUAGUCGAGAGCGGUACUUUUAUUAUUAGCUCGGUUGGCUUUAACUCGAAAGGAGAAGUGGUCGUUAAACGGGCAGACGGCACGUCAGAGCGACGAGCUCGAAUGCUGAGGAAAAGGACGCAAAGACUCGAAAAAGGGUUGUUGUUUUUUUAACAUCCCUCAAUGUAGCUUGUUAGCUCGCUAGCUAACAGCUAGCUAACACUGCGCCUUCCUCUUCCUUCUGCUUUUUUUUUUUUUUUUUUUGUGUGCAUGCUAGUUUUUGUGUGUGCAUGCUAGAUCCCCAGCAGCUUGUAGGGCUAACCAGGGCCCGAAGGCGGUGUCAGGUUUGAACAUUCAUCCCGGGGCUGUCAAUCGGACUAACCGUCCCCCGGUCACCGAGUAGAGUUAAUGGCCGGAAAUCCGAGGAGGGGCGCGGGUCUCAUCGGCUUGAUGAAGGACGCCUUUCAGCCCCACCAGCAGCCUCCGCAGCCCCCGCAGCCUGCUGUGGUCGACAAGAAAAUGGUGGAGAAAUGCUGGAAACUCAUGGACAAGGUGGUGCGUUUGUGCCAGAACCCCAAGGUGGCCCUCAAGAACAGCCCGCCCUACAUCCUGGACCUGCUGCCGGACACCUACCAGCACCUGCGCACUGUACUGUCGCGCUACGAGAGCCGCAUGGAGAUCCUCGGCGAGAACGAGUACUUUCGCGUGGUUAUGGAGAACCUGACCAACAAGACCAAGCAGACCAUGAGCCUCUUCAAGGAGGCCAAGGAGAGGAUGUUCGAGGAGAACUCCCAGCCAAGGCGAAACCUCACCAAGUUGUCGCUCAUCUUCAGCCACAUGCUGGCCGAGCUCAAAGCCAUCUUCCCCAACGGCCUCUUCCAGGGAGAUAAUUUUAGGAUCACCAAAGCCGACGCCGCCGAGUUCUGGAGGAGGUCCUUCGGCGACAAGACCAUCGUUCCGUGGCGGACGUUCCGCCAGGCCUUGCACGAGUUCCAUCCCAUCAGCUCGGGCCUGGAGGCCAUGGCCCUCAAGUCCACCAUCGACCUCACCUGCAACGACUACAUCUCCGUUUUUGAAUUUGACAUCUUCACCAGGCUCUUCCAGCCAUGGUCGUCGCUUUUAAGGAACUGGAACAGUCUAGCUGUCACACAUCCAGGCUACAUGGCUUUUCUCACCUACGACGAGGUGAAGGCUCGCCUGCACAGGUUCAUCCACAAGCCCGGCAGCUACAUCUUUAGGCUGAGCUGCACCCGCCUGGGCCAGUGGGCCAUCGGUUACGUGACGGCCGACGGAAACAUCCUGCAGACCAUUCCCCACAACAAACCUCUCUUCCAGGCGCUCAUCGACGGCUAUAGGGAGGGAUUCUAUUUGUUCCCAGAUGGUCGUGCACAGAACCCAGACCUAACAGGCCUGUGUGAACCUUCUCCACAAGACCACAUCAAAGUUACCCAGGAGCAGUACGAGUUGUACUGCGAGAUGGGCUCCACCUUCCAGCUGUGCAAGAUCUGCGCCGAGAACGACAAGAACGUGAAGAUCGAGCCGUGCAGGCACCUCAUGUGCACUUCCUGUUUGACCGCCUGGCAGGAGUCGGAGGGUCAGGGCUGCCCCUUCUGCCGCUGUGAGAUCAAGGGCACAGAGCUCAUUGUGGUGGACCCCUUCCACCCCAAGGCCGGCGGCGGGGCUUUCGCCGGCUUCCAGGGGUCCAGCAGGGCAGAGGCGGCCGCAAACGACGAGGACGAUGAUGAACGGCUGGAGGACCACAACCUUGUCAUGAGCAGGCUGGCCUGCAGCAAGGUGGAGCGUCCUGCAUCCCCCGUGUCCCAGCUGCCUCCGGUUCCUCCCAGACUGGACCUCCUGCAGCAGAGGCCUUGCAGCUCCCAGCAAGCAGCAAAGAUGGGGGCCACACACCGAGACAAGCCACUCCCGCUGCCCCCGGCGCUGAGAGAGCUGCCGCCCCCGCCGCCUCCCGAGCGCCCCUCCCCCCUGGCGGGUCAAGACCCCAGAGUCCAGAGGAGACCGCUGCCCUGCACCCCCGACACUCCCGCCUGGGCCUCCAACUACAUGGUGCCCCGAUCCGUCUGCAAGGCGCCCGCUGCCUUUUCUCAAAGCGCCGGCGCGGAGGGCGGUAAAGCCCAGGCGGCGACCAACGCCGUGUACUGCCUGACCGCCAGGUCGCUGCCGACGUCGGCCGUGUCCAGCAGGGAGAAGUUGUCCACCGACUGCGAGGAGAACGAGUACAUGAGUCCCACCUCCCUCCCGGCCUCCGGCGCCCCGUGGAUCAUCACGGGUGCCUUGGUGCCCCCUCCCCCGCCUCCGCCGUUGAGCCAAGCAAACCAUCAGGACGAUGCCAGUGCUGACGGGCUUGACGCCGACUCGGGGGACCCUCAGGUGUACGAGUCCAUGUGCAACAUCCAGGCCGGCUGCUCCGAGGCGACCAAUCACGAGCGUCCUCCGCACGGCUCCGUGGUCGCCCAGGCCGAGUCCCUGGACGCCUCCGUGGAGGACGUUUACGAGUACGACUGCCCGCGACCCGUGGCCCCCCCGGCCCCCGCCAGGCGAGCUCUGUCGGACAUGAACGGCCCCUCCAGCGCCUUCAGCUCGCUCAGCAUCGACGGCGCGGUGGAAGCGAGUUUGUUCGCGUCCGACCCGGAGCGACCCCCCAAGCCCCUCCCGCGGCGGGCCAACUCGGACCGCCGGGCGCCGCGGACGCUAACCCGCGAGCUCCCCGCCCCCUUGCUGGAGCGCCCCUCCUCCUCCCACACUCCACCUCCCGCACCCUCGGCGAGCGGCGGCGGCGUGGCGCUGAGCGGCGAGAUCGAGUGUCUGAUGUCCCAGGGCUACUCCAUCCAGGACAUCCAGAAGGCGCUGAUGAUCGCGCAGAACAACUUGGAGACGGCCAAGAACAUCCUGAGGGAGUUCGUGUCCGUCCCCUCCGCCACGCACAUCGCCACAUAGUCGCCCCCUUUUCUCUUUGCGCCGCCACUCCAACUGUCCGCUUUGUGCCAUCUUCUUGAAGGCACGGAAACCUUCACGCCACAAAGAUUGUUCCAUCGUGUCCCCAAUGCUAAUAACAUCGCUAACUAACUCACUUUCCGCACGCGCUCGCUAACGACAUGAAAAUGUGAUUCUGGUACUCAUGCAGUGGAACCUCCGUUUACCAACUUCUACAUUGUUGAAGAAGCUCAACUGUCAGUCACACGUCCCUUUGGUGCCCUCAAAAGCGUUAACAACCAUGUUGCUACAAUAAUAAAGAAAAGUCUAAACGUUGGUGAAUGUAGAGGGCUCCGCCUCUCCAGAAUGGAAACGGGACAAAAAAUGAAUGAAGCGUUUGUACACAAAAAAGUUCGUAAAAUUGGGGUUCCACUGUACUUUUUUUCCUGAUAAAAAAACAUUUCAAGUGUGAUAAAAUAUUGUUUUUGAGGGGGGAAAAAAACUGUUGGAAUACGGAAGCGAAGGCAGUGCGCUAACGUUGCCAACCUCGCUUUUCCCACCCCGGUAUUAGACGGGCAGCGGAAGAAACGACGACAACUAACUCGCUACUCAAUUACGACAAAACAACUAACUCGCAAAAAAAGAAGACUUUCGUUAAAAAAGUUAUUUUGACGCUGGACUGAAAAGAUGCCAAAAGGGAAGCGUUGAACACAUUCCAGUGGUUCGGACCUCUCGCUACGUAGCUGGCACAUUGAGGAGGGAUGUCUCACUCCUGCCUGGGAAUAGAAGUACUUUUCUUUCACGCAGAGAGGUCAGUAGGGGGAAAAAUUUAAAAAAAAAAAAAAAAGACGUAAACGUGCCUUUUGGCUGACAGAUGCAUUACCAUGAACGAGAUUAAACGACUUUAAUGCUAAUACUAAAGAAUUGUUCUUUUAAUGGCCUCUAAAGACCACAUGCUAGCACAAGGUGCUAAGUGUCUCCCCCGAAAAGGAAAACCGUAGGACACCGCUGGAGGGAUUUUGCAUGUUUGAUGCUGAUAGUAAAAUAAUGCACUGCAGUCUACUUACUGUCUCUUUAAGACGUACCUCCCCCCUCAUGUCCUCACUUGCUCUCACAACCUGCAGGAACUGUCCGAAAAAGACCAAAUGUCAGUUUUCCUGCAGCGUUAUCAAUGAACUCCGUGUGUGCGUGUGCGUGUGUGUGUGUGUGUGUGUGUGUGUGUGUGUGUAGGUCGCAAUGCAAAUUUACACGUGCUAAAACAUCUUUUAACUCGCCUUGUUUUCUCGACACCGACUCGCCUACUAAAAAAAAUGUCUUUUACGUCCGCUUUUGUUGUCUCCUUGUAAAUAUGAUUUAUUUAUUGUCUUUUUAAUAUCCUCAGCAUUUGUUGGUUGUGUUGCCAUGUUUUCAUGCCCAAGCCAUUAAGAUUUUUAAUUAAACUGUAUUUUCUUUAA
Nerophis lumbriciformis (worm pipefish) is the source of this 4422-nucleotide messenger RNA. RefSeq names its product E3 ubiquitin-protein ligase CBL-like. The record is from RefSeq and is a predicted model, not a curated record. Gene Ontology annotation, cellular component: membrane raft; plasma membrane. Gene Ontology annotation, molecular function: ubiquitin protein ligase activity; phosphotyrosine residue binding; SH3 domain binding. Gene Ontology annotation, biological process: cell surface receptor signaling pathway; negative regulation of epidermal growth factor-activated receptor activity. NCBI's taxonomy places the organism in Eukaryota, Metazoa, Chordata, Actinopteri, Syngnathiformes, Syngnathidae.